Molecule: messenger RNA, 5787 nt
Organism: Callorhinchus milii (elephant shark)
Lineage: Eukaryota; Metazoa; Chordata; Chondrichthyes; Chimaeriformes; Callorhinchidae
Gene: prdm2a
Product: PR domain containing 2, with ZNF domain a
Exons: 5
Coding region: 741-4604 (1287 amino acids)
Cellular component (GO): nucleus
Source: RefSeq, a predicted model, not a curated record
GGCUCACGCCCUCUUGUGCUGACGGAGUGGCCUUUGUUCGGGUCCACUUCCCAGUCACUCAGAUUAUCGUUCAGUUCAAAGGAAGUGCUUCCUGUUGGAGUGUAAUCACAUCCCGGGGGGGGGAGAGGGAGGAGGAGCACUCGGGCCUCACAGCCUCACUGACCACCCGCAGCCUGGCUCCGGCCAGGACACUCCGGCCACAGUGCAGCCAACCCGGGGGCUGUCCCUACAAUGGGGAAGAGGACCCAGACCUGCGCACAGCUGCUCUAGAGGGGAGAGAGAGGAGUCACAACUCAACCCGAGGAAGAAUAGCUCCUCCAAAGGCAAGAGAGAGCCUUAUCAAGACUUCACGAAUACUGCAUUUUAACAAGCUGAAAACAGGGAUGCGAUUGGGGAAAGAGAAUAAAAGAUAGGAUCAUGAACUAAACUGUGUGAGGCUACAGGACAUAAAACAUCAAUCGGGUGCUGGAGGACAGAUCAGAGAAAAUUUUACCAUGGCUUAAGAUAUCCUCAUAAUCCCGAUUCUUCAGCUAUUCUUGGCAGAAGUGGCAGGAACACAGCCCUAACUUCAAUAGCCUCUCUCCAUAACUUGGACAGAUCUGAGGCAGGUUCAAGGAAGAAUGAGCCUUUUACCUCUGCAACACAUCCACCAGAGCAAAGAAUAGCUGCUCAAAGACUAUCGACACGCAAGGCUCUGCCUCAGCUAAAGAACUCGCAAGUAAACCCUCGAGCCCAAAGCCAUGCCCGAGGAGAAGAGCUCGGCUGAGAAUUGCCCCAAGAAGAAGCUUCCCAUCAAGACCCUGAAACACAGAUCAAAAGGUGAUCAAAAUGGAACCAGGGACUUCGAGGAAACGCACAUGUUUCCCUGUAAAAACUGUGAGCGCAGAUUUACCACAAAGCAGGGGCUGGAGCGGCACCAGCACAUCCACAUAUCGACAGAAGGCUUCACGUUCAAGUGCAAAUACUGCGGCAAAGCCUUUGGCACCCACAUUAACAUGAGACGGCAUGAGAGGCGACACGAGGCUGCGCCGAAGAAAAAAAACAUCGUGAAGGGGAGCCCUGCUCUACAGAUUCCAAACGAGGACUUCGAGUUUGACCAGCGAGCAAUUGACAUCAGUGUCAACAACUCGAUGAGGCUCGAAAGGCCUGUGACCCUGGAGGAUGGCAAGAUAAGUGUGGCCAAGGACUCCAACCUGGAACCUUCCAGUGCAAGAGCUUGUGAACCCAAACUGCAGCACCCGUGCAGACUGUGCAAAAAGACUUUUGGUUCAUACACCAACCUGCGGCGGCACCAAAGGCGUAUCCACGAGCGCCCACUGCUGGCCAAAGGUAUUCGGGUUAGGAGGAAAGGUUUGGGGGACGAAUCAAAUCUAGUGUCAGAGCAAAGCCUGGCUUCUGCCGGGAAUCGUACAACACGCACAGAAAUGGAAGAGGAAGAGGAGGUGGAGGAGGAGGAAGAAGAGAGUGAUGAAAGCCAAGCAUACAUCAUGGACGUUUCCAGCAACAUCUCUGAAAACCUAAACUUCUACAUCGAUGGCAAAAUCGAAUCAAACAGCAACACCAGCAACUGUGAGGUGAUCGAGCUUGACACGACGUGCACAAACCCAUACGGACUGGCCUCUGUGUUGUAUGCGGUAACCGAUGAAUCUCCUCAGAACCUGAAGAUCACCGCCCAAGUUGCAGCCAAUCAUUCGCAUCUCAAGGAGCCAUCAGACAGGGAACUGAAAGGUCCUAAAAGGAGACGGACCAUUAGCCCACUUCCAUUUGGAAAAGCCAAACCCGACCUGGGCGUGGAAACCAUCUCCUCGGCUGUCUCCUCACUGUGUCCUUUGCCCCUUCCUGCUCAGACCACCAACGCUUUGACUGGACCCCUAGAAAAAAACACUUUCUUAACCUCCAAGCUUAAGCAGCUUCUUCAGAUCCAGGACGGCAACACACCACGGGCAGUGUCGGGGGAGAGCUUGGCGAUAGUCACUCCCUCAACCUCGACCGGGGCAGCUAUGGGCUUCAGCCGCUUCAAGAGGAGAACCAGCUCCCCGCCAAACUCCCCCCAGCACAGUCCAGCUCUCAGCGGCACAGGGAAGGACGCUGAAUUCAUCCGGUUAUGGAGCGAGAGUUUACCGGGGCUGAAAGUACCAAAAAUUGAGAGCCAGAAUAGUUCCCCGGCCUGGAGCUUGUCCAGUCGGGAGGAGGCUCUCAGCCCGCUCAGCGUUGAUAACGCAGGUAAAAUAACGGGGUCUAAAGAGUGCCAGACGAGCCAACUGGUGAUCAAUCUCUGCAGCCAACAACCCCUGGACCUGUCAAGUGGCAAAGUGCAAACUGAUGUGAAGACAGAGAGCAGUGGGUCGGGAGUGGCCAUCUUGGAUUUAAGUUUGCACAAGAAGCCGUGCAGUGAAGGGGAUGUCAAAGAGGAAACGGGGAUUGCUGGCCCACACGUUAUGUGCGGCAAGAAGAAGAGAAAACCCACCACCUCUAUGUUGGAGAAGGUGCUUCUAAACGAGUACAAUGGUACCGAUCUGUCGGUGGCAGACAGGCAAGAGCCAGAGGGGAGCCCGAAGGCGUGCCUAGGGGCGGAGGCCCCACUUCAGGCCACUUCUGAGUCAGCCCCCGCAGAGCCUUUCAUCACCAGCCCGGUCCCUUCCCCCCUGCCCCCUGUUCUCUCCGUGCCUUCGCCCCUCCCGCAGUCCAGCACCUCCGUCCUGCAGGCGGUCACUCCAGCUCUGUCACCCGUCAGCGUCCACAUCAAAGAGGAGAUUAGAGACAGCGACUAUCCAGAUUCAGACAGUGAGCAGGAGGCCAGCCAUGCCCUGCCACCCACCAUCGAGCCAGAGAUCCCCCAGGAAUCACCAGCUGAAUACUGCCCCGAGGAGCAGGAGGGGGCGGAGGAGGAUUGUCAGACCUCGCCGGGAGAUCACGAGAAGACAGAGCUCGCGUUCACUAAAAACUUCACGUGUAACGUAUGCGAAAUGCCGUUCCUCUCCAUCAAGGACCUCGCCCAACACCUGCACGUCCACGCAGAGCACUGGCCCUUCAAGUGCGAGUUCUGCGUCCAGCUUUUCAAAGAGGCGGACUGUCUGUCGGAGCACCGGUCCUCACUGCACGGGGUGGGCAAGAUCUUUGCCUGCUCGGUGUGCAACAAGGAGUUCGCCUUCCUCUGCAACCUGCAGCACCACCAACGGGACCUGCACCCAGGCAAGGAGUGCACGCACCAGGAGCUUGAAAACGGGAUGCUGAGACCUCAGAAUUUCACAGACCCCAACAAAGCCACCAGCUGCCCCAGCCAGUCCACGGCCCAGCCCGAAAGCUCCAUCCCACCACCUCAGGAGGAGGAUGAUGAUAAUUCCACCGACUUGACUGAGGAGCUUUACACUACAAUAAAGGUCAUGGCGUCUGGGGUGAAGUCGAAAGGGCCGGAUGUCCGUAUGGGUCUCAACCAGCGUUACCCCAGCUUCAAGCCGCCCCCAUUUCAGUACCACAACCGCAAUACCCCCAGCAACGGGUCGUCCGCGGUCAAUUUCACCACCCACAACAUCCCGCAGACCUUCAGCACGGCCAUCCACUGCACCAAGUGCGGAAAGAGCUUUGACAACAUGCCGGCCUUGCACAAGCACAUCCUGGCCUGCGCUUCGGCCAGCGACAAGAGGCGCUACACCCCCAAGAAGAACGCCAUCCCGCUCAAGAAGAAAGUGUGGAAGAAAAAUGGGGCCCUGGGAGGCGAGCCAGCCCGGAACAGCAUCAUGCGGAGGAUGGGGCAGCCCAAGCGGCUGAGCUUCGAUACGGACAGCAAACCCAAAGCCACCAUCAACAAGCUAAAGAUGAACGCUCUGAAAAGGAAGCGGAACAGGCUGGUGCAGAAAGCCAUCGCCCAGAAGAAGCGAGCAUCUGCCAAGAAGAAAGCCAUGUUAAACACCAGAGGAAUGGAAAGCCACCACUGCCCCUACUGUGUGAAGGAAUUCACUUACCUGGGCAGCCUGAACAAACACGUGACCUACAGCUGCCCCAAGAAACCAGUGUCGCCUUCUGCCAAAGGCUCUGGCUCGCACUCUCCAGCCAGCAGUGAGAAGGGGGCAGUCCAGCGGAGGAGGACAGCGGACACGGAGAUCAAGCUGCAGAGCACUCCGAUUCUCUUGGGCAAAAGGCGAGGCAGAAUGCUGGGGACCUUGCAGACUGAAUCGGUUUCCUCAGCACCUCGGUUGCAGCAGAGAAUAAGAUCGCUGCCCCCGAUAAAAUCAAAGAAACCAAACAACUCCUCCGUCACUUCCAGGACCACCAGCCCGGUCAGAUCAGCCAAAGGGUCAGUGGCAGAGAGCAAACGGUUUAAAUCAGAUGCUAGGCAGCGGACUUCCGCCACCUCAACAGGCAUGGCAUCACCCAGGCUGUACCUGCGAAUGAAAAACAAGAAAGUGGUGUGGCAGAGGAAGGCCAACGUCCUGAAGCAAAAGAGACCUGAGAGAUACUCUGGGAGAAGCAAGGAGACCCGGACUGGGGCCAUCACACGCAGUGGGGGCCCCGCAAACACCGAUAGCGAGAUGGAAGAUGAUCAGGAGAACCAAGACUCAUCUUCAGAGGAUGUUCAGGUUUCUCUAGUGAAGAUGGUGAGGUAACAACCUUGUUUUUAUUUCUCUUUAAAUAAACGACCCGAAGUAAGACUUUGAACGAGCCUGCCAUUCAGAUGGUCUGCGAAAGCCCGGGUCAGACAAGAUGGAAAGAAGCCUCAUGAAAUCUUGACGAUCUAAUCGUGUGUGAGUCGUUUUCUUUGGACUUGUAUCCACGGAGUUGAUGCUGGACCUGGCAAGCUUGGCACCUAGAAACGUGCAGCUGACACAUCCUUCACUUGCUCAGGCUCUGAGGUGAAGACAGUAGCCCCUGACUGGGAGCAGAACCCAGCAAGCACUUUGAAACAGAAAAGCAAACGAGCACAGAGAGCAAGCCACCGUGCACCGCUGCGCUCCACUGCAAGCCAGAUCCCAGCUUUGCUCCAACAGACAAGACACAAAACAAACUACCGGAGAGCAGCGCCCGAGAGUUGGCAGGGAAUCGGCCUGCCCGGCGCACGCCUCCCUCCUCUUGUGUGUUUUGUAGAUGGAAAAAAAAUCAAAAAUCCAUUUUGAAUUUUUUUUUCUUAUUUUAAAAUUUGCUAUUUGACGUUUGCGAUUCUUUAAACUCUGGGGGUUCGUGGCUGUGAGGCUCUCCUCUCAACAGCUGUGUAGCCAUCCCCCAGCUCUUCCUUCCUCCACGCUCUUCCACCCCAUGGUAAAGUCAGGCAGUACGUUUUGUACAGCAGAAGCAACUACAGCCAGUAAUCUCGGGUCACUUCACAUCCAACAGUUUUUCUGGGCUUCAGUGGUAAUUUUUUUCCCCCUUUUUUUUCUUGAGGAUAUUUGUCUCGUCCUCUUGAGCUUCUUUCUACUGUAACUUUUGGGAGAAAUUUUAGACACAAAGGGGGGAAGAUUUCACACAACACAUUUCUGUUCUUCUCAACUUAAAUCUACCUCUAAAAUGUUUGUAAUUGAUAAUUUCUUUGGCAAAGUCCACUUUAACUCUGCAGCUGUCCAGACCAUUCCUGUUUCGUUCCAUUACUUGGGGGGGGGGGGACUUUGUUGAAAUAAAUUGUAUGAAGUGUUUGUAGUAAUAAAUAACAUAGGAUAUAUUUAAAAUUAUUUAAAUCGUCUUCUCAGGCAGCACUGUCUGAUGUUUGUGAUUCCUUUAUUGCAUUGUUAAUUUUCAGUUUUUGGUUCAUUUUAAUUUUUGGGAAGUGAGAAUAAAUGUGUAGAAAUGUUUCAGUAA